AUGAAGCGUGAUUCGUCAAUUCGUCAAUUUCUUAUAAACAAAAUACAUGAUUAUGAGAAAAAGGGUACGUACAAAACUCGAUUGGUUUGGGAUGCUGCAGCAAGGGUAAAGGGUGUCGGGCUCAAUGAUACGUUGCUGAAAGGGCCCGAUCUACUAAAGUCUCUACUGGGGGUACUGCUCCGAUUUCGCGAACGACGUUUCGCAGUUUGUGGAGAUAUACGCGAAAUGUUCCACCAGAUUAAAAUUAUAAAAGAAGAUCAAGUGGCGCAAAAAUUGUUGUGGCGAAACGAUGGCUCGUCUCGCGACUAUGAUAUCUACGUGAUGAGGGUUAUGACAUUCGGCGCUUCGUGCUCGCCUUCCUUGGCGAACUACAUAAAAAAUCGUAACGCUCACCGAUUUGCUGAUCUUCAUCCCGACGCCGAACGGGCCAUCGUUAGUAACACAUUUGUUGACGAUUGCCUUCAGAGUGCAGACUCUGAAAAUGAAUUGGCUCGUCUAGCAACUAAAGUUCGUUGGGUUCAUCAGGAGGGCGUAUUCCAAAUGAGAAACUGGAAAUCUAAUUCCAAACACGUACUAUUUUCAUUAGAUGCUGACGACGUUCCAGCCGCCAAAUGUUUUGAAGAGCCAGAAGCCGUUAUAGAGAAGGUACUAGGGAUGUGGUGGCUGCCAGUUUCGGAUGAGUUAACAUACAUUGAAAAUUUUCCAAAGGAAGUUUUUAAUGAAAAUACGAUCGUGUCGAAGCGACAAAUUUUGCGCACAAUAAUGACGAUUUUCGAUCUUAUGGGUGUUCUCGGUUUUGUCAUUGUACAGGCAAAAAUUAUUUUACAAGAUGUCUGGCGCUCCGGAGUAGGUUGGGAUGAACCGAUUAAAGAAGAAGAACGGUGCAACUGGUUUCGUUGGGUAAAACGCAUUCCUGCGAUCAACGGCAUUAAAAUUCCCCGUUGCCUUUCACUUGCCUGCGAAAACCAAAAUAAUCAGUUGCACAUUUCUGUAGAUGCAAGCAUAAAAGCCUACGCUGCGGUGGCCUACAUCCUGUCAGAAGUAGGUUCGCAAAUAUCUUGUUCACUUUUGGCUUCGAAAACUCGCGUUGCGCCAUUGAAGCCCACUUCCAUACCCAGGCAGGAGCUGUUAGCUGCUGUUUUGGGACUUAGGCUGGCAAAUGUUCUUAGCUAUGAACUGUCCAUUACAGUAAAUCGCAGAGUAUUCUGGACAGACUCCAAAAAUGUGUUGUUUUGGCUGCGAUCGAGCACAAGAAAAUACCAUCAAUUCGUAGCGCUGAGAAUCGGAGAGAUCCUCGAGAGUUCUGCUAUUAGGGAAUGGCGGUGGCUGCCAUCUGGUGAGAAUAUUGCGGACGAAGGCACUAAAUGGAGCAGCAACCGAGAAUUCGACGACAACCAACGCUGGUUCAGUGGACCUAAAUUCCUACUAGAACGAGAAUCAAGCUGGCCAAUUAUACAAUUUCCAGAUGAUGACGAAGAGACAGUUGAGGUUCUACAGCAUAUGGAUUUUGCUAACAACUCAUUGGGUACGAACGCAGAAAUAACCCCGGAUGUAAAAAGAUUUAGUACAUGGGAGAAGCUUCGCAGUGCGCAUCGAUUUGUUUUACGUUUUCUACGAUUGGUUACGAAGGGAAAGCCACGUUCUCAGUUUCUUCAAAAGCUACUCAACCCAGACAACAUAGAGACAGCAGAGCUUGCAAUUAUGCUUAAUUGUCAAAGCGAGGUGUUCCAUGAAGAGAUUUGUCGUCUGCGUAAUGGUGAGGAAAUUAAUCGAAAAUCUUUUCUUUUCAAGUUCUCCCCAUACUUAGACCAGAUUGGUCUGCUGCGAGUAAAAGGUAGAAUUGAUGCUGCUGAGUGUGUUGCCAUUAAUGUCAAGCGUCCAAUAAUCCUGCCACGCAAGCACGACGUAACGCGACUACUCGUCGACUUCUAUCACAGGAAAUUUCACCACCAUCACAACGAGAUCGUCGUCAACGAGAUGAGGCAAAGGUUCUGCAUCUCCGCCUUAAGAAGGCUGGUAAAAGAAUGUGCUGCAAAAUGUCAAACCUGCCGGAACCGUAGGGCUUCUCCACAACCUCCUCAAAUGGGAGAUCUGCCAAUGGAACGUGUGUCACCUUUUACCAGGCCGUUCACCUUUACAGGGGUUGACUAUUUCGGACCAAUGGACGUUGUAAUUGGCCGCAGGCGUGAAAAGCGGUGGGGUGCUUUAUUCACAUGCCUUACCACCCGCGCAGUUCACAUUGAAAUCUCACCUACUUUAUCUACCGAGUCGUUUUUGCUGAUUUUUAAACAAUUUGUGAGUCGCCGUGGAGUACCGAAGCGAAUUAUAUCGGACAACGGCACCAAUUUUCGCGGUGCUAGUGUACUUCUAGUAAAAGAAAUUGAAAGAAUAUCGUCGGAUGAUAUAGAAAGGAAAUACCCUGAAAUUGAAUGGAUUUUUAUUCCCCCCGCUUCACCACAUAUGGGAGGGUCAUGGGAGCGCAUGAUACGUUCUACGAAAUCGAUUCUAAUGGACAUUCUACCAGAUUCCGGUAUGCGAGAGGAGGUGUUAAGAGCCGUUCUAGCCGAUAUCGAAAACAUUUUAAAUUCAAGGCCACUGACGUACGUGCCGCUUGAUUCAGCCGAAGAUGAAGCUCUUACGCCAAACCACUUUCUGACGGGACACUCUAGUGGUAUUCGAGAACUAACAGAUAAUACCAACUCUGGAUCGGCUCUACGGCAAAACUUUAAAAUUUCUAGCCAGUUGGCUGACCAAUUUUGGAGACGCUGGGUUAAGGAGUACCUCCCCUGUCUUACCAGACGUGCAAAGUGGUAUCAGCCACCAGCAAACUCAAUCAAAUUGAACGACGUGGUGGUCAUCGUAGACGAAAACUCCAAGAGAAAUUCGUGGCCGAAAGGAGUAGUAAUAGAUAUGAAUUUUGGUAAAGAUGGCCAAGCUCGUAGCGCAGUAGUCAAGACAGUAAAUGGAUUAUGUACACGACCGAUAGUAAAGUUGGCGAAAUUGGACGUCGAGGUUGAAAAACGUGGGUCGCCAAUCAACAGCUGGCGAAGAGAAGCAAGCUUAACUGUCAAAGAGAAGCAAGCUUUCUUUUCAAUUCUAGCCGUUGACGAAAGCGCAUGGACGCGCAUAAAAACAAUUAAGAGUGCAGCGAAAUUAUUUGGUUUGGGCAACACUUUGUCAAGAGUAAAAGGCGCACUUAUAACAGAUGUCAAAGUUGACGACGUGCAGACAGAGCACACUUUACUCGUGGUAUCAGAUGCAGACAUAAGUUUUGAGGUUAUUAUUGGUUACGACUUUAUUCAGAAAUUUCAAUUAGAAUUUAAUGCGAAUGGCUAUUUUUUCACCAAGGCUGAAGAGAAAUACAAUUGUUUAUACAACGUCGUUGAAGGUGAAGUUGAUAUAGAUGUUAUGCCACAGUAUAAACAAGAAAUUAAUAAAUUGAUUCAAAGCUACAAACCUACGAAGACGACGACUCAGCAUCCUAUCCAGCUGAAAGUAAUUCCGAAAGAAGAACACAUCGCUUUUAAUGAAAAUCCAACUCGAUUGUCGGCUAUGGAACGAGCUGUUGUAAAAAGGCAGUUGGAUGAGUGGUUGCAGCAGGGCGUGAUCCGCGAAUCUUCUUCAAACGUUGCAAGUGAAGUAGUCUGGGCAAAGAAAAGAGAUGGAAGUUACCGAAUGUGCAUCGAUUAUCGCAAACUGAAUGCGGCCGUGCUAAAAGAUCGUUUUCCGGUACCAAUAAUCGAUGAAGUUUUGGAAAAAAUGCAGGCAGCCAAGUUUUUUUCGGUGAUGGAUCUUAAGAAUGGAUUUUUUUCACGUUCCCGUGGAAGAAAGUAG
Messenger RNA from Anastrepha obliqua, 3834 nucleotides. RefSeq lists its product as uncharacterized. The transcript is spliced from 4 exons. NCBI's taxonomy places the organism in Eukaryota, Metazoa, Arthropoda, Insecta, Diptera, Tephritidae. The record is from RefSeq and is a predicted model, not a curated record. Gene Ontology annotation, biological process: DNA integration. The coding region runs from base 1 to 3834 and encodes 1277 amino acids. Gene Ontology annotation, molecular function: nucleic acid binding.